GAGUGUCCAGAGCCUGUGCUCCGCAACGGGAGAGGCCACAACAGUGAGAGGCCCGCGUACCAUAAAAAAAAAAUUAAAUUAAGAAGUUGGCAAAAUCUUCCAUGACAAACCGUACAUCCCUCAUAUUAAAGCAAAACAAAAAACUGCCUCCCUGAGAAAUAAACCCCCCUUGAGCCCCAUAUUCCUUCCCAUCCAUCAGCCCAUUUUUCUACUCCAUUUGACAGCAGGACUCCUUACAAAGGGGAUACAUGUUUUCUCCACUUCCUCUCACCCUGUUCCCACUUGUUCCUGAUCUAAUCAGGCAUUUGUCUCCAGAGCUCUACUGAGACAUCUCUCGUCAAGCCGCCGGUGACGUCACAUGGCCACAUCCAACAGUUAGUUCUUAGUCCUCAUCUUGACCUCUCCUUAAUCUCCGACACAGAGGAUCACUCCCUUUUUCUUGCCAUCUUUUCUUCACCUCCUGCCACAUCUCGUGGUUUUCUCUCUACUUGAAGAAAUUCUCCUUUUCAGUCUCCUUCACUGGCUCAUCCAGUUAACCACAAUAAAACCUCAACCACUGAGUUCCCCACUUCAAAAUUCCUUCUCUCCUGGUUUCAUCAUCUUAGUAAUUGGUACCAGCAUCCAAUCAAUUUCUUAGAAAUGUCCACAUUUUCAUGACCAGUUCAUUCCAAAUUAUAAGACUUCCCAAUAGGUGAAAAGUGGAUAUUGAGUAAGAAACUUAUUCUCUCCCAUAUCCCAAACUUAGAACAAACAAGCCAGAAAAUGAAACGGGCUUCUCAGAAAAAUAUCUAAACCUUGUCCUUGAAACCACUACUGGGCCUGUCAGUGGUCUUCAAGGGGCACACAUUUCUUUGGAACCCAAAUGAAAUACUGUUCGCCUUAGGUGUACGAUUACAUAGACAGGGUGUGUUUGCAGAGAAAAAUCUUUACAGUGACAGUCUAGGGCACCUACACUUAAGAAGAACACACUUGGAAGACGUUGUUCAAGUCCUGGAGGUGUUAGUGAGAAAAAAAAUCCAGCCUCUGGGACGGUGAGAAGUUUAGGGGCAACUUUCGGCCAUUUUGUGAUUUGGGGAGGGCCUUGUUGAAUAAGUUCAAAAAACAAAGGUAUAGAUGGGCAGGAAGGGAGGCUCUUUCUUCCUGAUUCUUGUUUUCUGGAAGCCACCACUGGCAAGACUAUCUCCUACGGGUAGGCAUGGGAACAAGUUAAAGAAAGUGUUGAUUCUCUAGAGGCAAGCGGAGAUCUCAGCGGCCUUUGUAUGUGGUGAAUGUGUCCGGAAAGGCAAAGAAGAGCGAGAUUCUCCCGUGGGUUUUCUCAUCUCCAUGGCGGUGGGUGCUGACAGCUUGAGAGCGAGCUCGGAGGAGCAGAGAGAAAGGAGCCCUGGACGUCCAGUUGCCGUGCUCUUACACGACGCAAAGGACACGGGGGUCUGAGCUGAACUUCAUCAUCCGUAACUAAGGUUUGAAGUGAAAACUCACAAACAGCAGUCAGUACCCCUAGAACAGUCGCCGCCCCAGGAGCCACCCGGAUGCCCGAAGGGCAGUAGAAAGCAUGAGCUUCUACGGCAGCAGCUACCCGAUCGUGAACGUGGACCCCAAAUACCCAGGCUACCCCCAGGAGCACGUUCUAGCCGAGAAGCGAAGAGCCAGGAGGCGUCUCCUGCAUAAAGACGGCAGCUGUAACGUGUACUUCAAGCACAUUUUUGGAGAAUGGGGCAGCUACGUGGUGGACAUCUUCACCACCCUCGUGGACACCAAGUGGCGUCACAUGUUCGUGAUAUUCUCGUUGUCUUACAUUCUCUCCUGGUUGAUAUUUGGCUCUAUCUUCUGGCUCAUAGCCUUCCAUCACGGAGACCUGUUGAACGAUCCCGACAUCACGCCUUGUGUGGACAACGUCCAUUCCUUCACGGGGGCGUUUCUAUUCUCCCUGGAGACCCAGACCACCAUCGGGUACGGUUCCCGCUGUGUCACCGAGGAAUGUUCUGCGGCCGUGCUCAUGGUGAUCCUUCAGUCCAUCUUAAGCAGCAUCAUAAACACCUUCAUCAUUGGGGCUGCCUUGGCCAAAAUGGCGACCGCCAGGAAGAGAGCCCAGACCAUCCGGUUCAGCUACUUCGCCCUCAUCGGCAUGAGAGACGGGAAACUUUGCCUCAUGUGGCGCAUCGGUGAAUUCCGCCCCAACCACGUGGUAGAAGGCACGGUCAGGGCCCAGCUUCUCCGCUACACGGAAGACAGCGACGGGCGGAUGACGAUGGCAUUUAAGGACCUAAAGUUAGUCAAUGACCAGAUCAUCCUUGUUACACCAGUAACGAUCGUUCAUGAAAUCGACCACGAGAGCCCUCUGUAUGCCCUUGACCGAAAAGCCGUGGCCAAAGAUAACUUCGAGAUUUUGGUGACGUUUAUCUAUACUGGCGACUCUACCGGGACUUCUCACCAAUCCAGGAGUUCCUACGUUCCCCGAGAAAUUCUCUGGGGCCAUAGGUUUAAUGAUGUCUUGGAAGUGAAGAGAAAGUAUUACAAAGUGAACUGCUUACAGUUCGAGGGCAGCGUGGAAGUCUAUGCUCCCUUUUGCAGCGCCAAGCAACUGGACUGGAAGGACCAGCAGAUCCACAACAUGGGAAAAGGCCCGCCAGCCCAAGGACCCGGCACAUCAGACACCAAUGUCAGAAGAAGGUCAUUUAGCGCCGUUGCCAUCGUCAGCAGCUGUGAAAACCCAGAGGAGACCACCACGUCUGGCACGGAUCAGUGUAAGGAAGCGCCUUAUCAGAAAGCUCUCCUGACUUUGAAUCGGAUCUCUGUAGAAUCCCAAAUGUAGUCCUGAGUUGUAAGUACGAGGGCUCCCAGUCAAUGUUUUUACCCCCUAGCCCAUCGCCUUAAGGCAAGUAGUUAUCAACAGAGCUUUUAAAGAAGGUGAUAGCUGUCUUUGAUGGUGAAGGAAGAUAAACAGAGCAGGUUAAACUUGAUAAAAGAUAUCUAAGCAUUACAUCGCAUCCAACUGUUUAACUUUUUUUUUUUUGGCUAGCAAAUUUUGUGUUAGGGGUGCUAUUAAGAGGCCUAAUUGAUUAAUUUAAAUUUCAUCUCCUUUUGUUAUUCCGUAUACUUGUAUUGUCAGUUGGAGGUAUAAUAUUCAAUAAUGGGGAACAAAGGUAGGACACUGGGAUAAUAGAAAGUAGAAAGGAGAAUAGCAUGAAUAAUAAAAAUUUUAAAUGGAUCCAAAUCGGUAGUAUGAGUUACCUAUAAAGACAUUAUAUCAUAUAAUCAAGAUGUGCAAGGGAUGCGUUCGGUAGAUUGUAACGUUGAGCUGUUUAACUGUGAAAUCAGUCCCUGUGUUUGCCCCUCAGAGUGUCUCAGUAUCAGCUGGCAGAGGCAGUGGCCGUAGGAAGUAACAAUGCCCCCGGUUCUGACGGUGAAUCCCCUGCCACUUGCCAGGUAAUGAUCAAGCAGUGCUAGAAGCUACUUUUUCUCUCAUCCGUGAGGCAGAAGAAAAGUUGGCGUUAUUACUCAGAGAGGUAUUUCUCUCUUAAAUGCUCUGUUUGACUCCAACAAAUGGCUGGGGGGGGGGGGGCAGAAAUAAGGCAAACAGGAGCUUUGUAAAGUGUGUGACAAGGGGACUGCUUAUGUCCACCUCCCCACACCUUCUUUGAGGAAGGACAAGAAGAAGGAUCGGGACCCUAGAGAUAGGGUGAGGGAAUGGAGAGCCGUAAACAUCCUCAGACUCUUUGAGAGAAAACGUGUUCCUGGGUCCUGGAAGACUGGAGCUCUGGCUACACAAGGGAUGGAACCCUGGUUUUUUUUUUUUUUUUUUUUUAGCAGUUACGGUGGGGUUAGGAGGUGGGGAGGCUGUGAGGGGAAAAGUAUUUAUUUGUGCCGAGAAGCAAUUAUGUAAGUUUCCCAUAUGGGUCACUUUAGAAAACACAAAUAACUUGAAUUGUGAAUUUUAAGAAACGCUUCCAUUGAACGUGGAACAAUCAUUUAAAUGCAGGAUUUUGUGAAUAUAAUUAAGGUGAUUUUAAUGCACAUUAUGAAGUGGGUCAGCUAAGUGCUUUAGAAUUGCUUAAAUUGUAGGACAGGAGAUAACUGUGUGUACUCUAUUUCCACCUUAAAAGAUGUUAAUCAUGAUUACUUUAAACACAAAUCCAAUCACCUGCGAGUGAAGAGGCACUCACUCUAAGCUUUAUCAGUUGAAGACUUACGAGCUAUAUUCCGAAUUAUCUGUGUUAUUUUUUACAUUCUUGCUGAGCUGGUAAUAAGUAUAUGCCAUAGGUUUUCACGUGUUUAUUUUAUUUAAAUAUAUAUAUACACACACACAGUUUUUGCUUUUUUCUGGAAAAUCUCUCUCUCUCUCUCUCUCCUCAUUUAAAUUAAAGCACACAAGUAAAUUUUACUGAAUCGCAGUCCAAGAUUACCAAUAGAAGUAAAAUGUAUAGGUAUAUAAAGUUUUUCUUUUGUUUGCCUUCUUUUUUCUCCUUUUUCCUUCCUCCCUCCCUGCUUUCCUUCUUUCCUUUUCCUCCUCCUUUCUUUUGCCUGUGAGCAAUAGUUAUUUUAUGAUGCACAAGUGCAAAGCUUGUGUUCCUGUUGUUGUAUGGAUAAGAGAUCUGUUCAGGUCACAGGUUGCAAAAUCGUCCUGAAACUUAACAUCAGAGUGCUAAAUAAUGCGUUUCUUUUUUCCAGUCUUGUUUCAGGAACGCAAAACCCAUGUUUUUAAAACUGCACAUGCCCUGUAGAUUCGGAUUUUGGAGCAGCAAUUACUCAGCUAAAUUAGAAUAUUACAAUCUACCAAGUAGAAAACAGCCAACACUACAACAAACAAACUUGCCCCCUUUUUUGGCAUGUUUCACACCCGUCUAGUUUCAUUCACUUUCCUUCCUGGACUCUGCUCCUUCGCGAUCUUGCUUUGUUAGUAUCCGGAUAGAGGUGUCACUGUCCAGUAAACACACUCUGUCGGGCUUCGUGCCUCUUCCAUCAAAUUCUCUUACCCAGAAUAGAAUGUACAA
Messenger RNA from Aethalodelphis obliquidens (Pacific white-sided dolphin), 4991 nucleotides. It is a transcript of the gene KCNJ16, whose product is annotated as potassium inwardly rectifying channel subfamily J member 16. The transcript has 2 exons. NCBI's taxonomy places the organism in Eukaryota, Metazoa, Chordata, Mammalia, Artiodactyla, Delphinidae. Gene Ontology annotation, cellular component: plasma membrane. The record is from RefSeq and is a predicted model, not a curated record. Gene Ontology annotation, molecular function: inward rectifier potassium channel activity. Bases 1553 to 2812 code for a protein of 419 amino acids. Gene Ontology annotation, biological process: potassium ion import across plasma membrane; regulation of monoatomic ion transmembrane transport.